This is a messenger RNA of Armigeres subalbatus, 563 nucleotides long. RefSeq names its product acyl-CoA-binding protein homolog. NCBI's taxonomy places the organism in Eukaryota, Metazoa, Arthropoda, Insecta, Diptera, Culicidae. The record is from RefSeq and is a predicted model, not a curated record. The transcript is spliced from 3 exons. The coding region runs from base 146 to 409 and encodes 87 amino acids. Gene Ontology annotation, molecular function: fatty-acyl-CoA binding. Gene Ontology annotation, biological process: fatty acid metabolic process.
UGCGCGUACGCGUGCAAUCAGUUUUGGCGGCUUGCAGCAGUCGGUCUCAGCUCAGUGCUCGAUUACUCGCUGUCCAUCGGUUCCAUUCAGUUCUACUUAGUCCAUCGGCCAGUUAAGAUAGUUGUGCUGUAUAUAACUUUUCAACAUGUCUCUGGAUCAGCAAUUCAACGAAGCCGCCGAAAAGGUGAAGACCUUCACGAAACGGCCGUCGGACCAGGAGCUCCUGGAGCUGUACGCCCUGUUCAAGCAGGCCUCCGUUGGGGACAACACCACCGAGAAGCCCGGCAUGUUCGACUUGAAGGGUAAGGCCAAGUGGCAGGCGUGGGCGGAUCAGAAGGGCACCAGCCAGGAUGCGGCUAAGGAAGCGUACAUCAAGCUGGUCGAGCAACUGACUGCCAAAUAUUUGUAGAGUUGUGUGUAGUUGAACGUGUGGGAACGUGAGUUGUGGUUUACCAUCUUUCGCUGCUUAUUUAUAGAACUUUAAGUUUUGUUCAGUUAUGUUAAAUUUGAUUCAGCAGGGGCAUUUUUAAUGUGUAAAUUUACUGUGAACUAAUGUGAUGAUA